UGAACAAAAAUAUAACAAGUUAAGGAUCAUGAAACCAAUUUGUAGGACCUAAGUUAAUCAUCUUAUUUAAGAAAACGUUAGUUUCUGACAUAUUAGCAGAGUAUCAAAGUUUGCCUUGUGUUUGUGAUCAGCUCAAGUAUGACCGGUGAAGAGUUAAUUAAUCCUAAACUAAUAUUGAACCCAUCUUCACCGAACUCCUAUAUCAUAACAAUGCCAAUGUUAUAUAAUUAUUGAUACCUUCAUUAAUUUAUCGAUCCCAAUCAAGUCGACCUAGAAAAAAGUUGAUCAGGUUGUGCAUUUUUGUUAUGCAGCAUUUGAUAGAGGUGAAAAGGAGAAAGGAAAAAGAAAAAAGAUGCACAUAAGUUUCAUCCCAGGACAAUUACAAGACCUAUGGGAUCUAUGGGGCUUAGAAAUACUAAUGCUAUUGAGUUUCAGCAUCCAAGUCAUCCUCACAGUGUACGGCAGCCGUCGAAAGGACAUCCCAGGUAUUUGGAUAAGGCUGACAAUUUGGUUGACCUAUUUGCUGUCAGCUUCACUUGCAAAAAUCAUCAUAGGAAAACUGACUGUAAUACCUGAAAGUGAUCCAAAUGAGCGCAACAUCAGACGCGAAUUGAAGGCAUUGUUUGCACCGUUACUUCUUAUUCAAAUUGGAAAUCCAGAUGCCAUAACUGCAUACUCAAUUGAAGACAAUAGAUUGGGAUUGAGGCAACUUCUUACCCUUGUUUUACAAGUAGCUGUUGUGAUUUGGAUCAUUGUAAAGAGCUGGACACAUUCACAACUCUCUUAUCUUUACCUUCCGUUACUUGUCUCUGGACUAAUUAAGUAUGGAGAAGUUGUGUGGGCCCUCAAGUCAGCUCUAAGUAAAACAUCUGGAAUAAUAACUGUUGCAGAGAUUGAUGAUCAAGAAGCAAACAUGCCUGCUUUGUUCAGAUUCCUUCCAGAUGAUAUUCCAAACAUAGAAUUGAUCUUGAAGGCGUAUUACCGAUUUAUCUCAUUGAAGCCUCACCGCGAAAACUGGCUAUAUCAGCCUUUAUAUGAAUCUCUACCAUGGAUGUCUGUUGAUGAGUAUCCACCAGAGGAUAUCUUCCACAUCACUGAUGCAGAACUCGGUUUCAUGUAUGAUGUGCUAUACACUAAAGCACCUAUAAUCUACACCAAAGCAGGAUGUAUUCUUCGUGUUGUAAGUUUCUCCCAUUUAGUUAUGACUUUGUGUGGAUUUUCAAUCUUAUUCAGACACGACUUUUCGCGCCAUAUGAAAGCUUGUUUCAUAGUUGGGUUGUUAGGAGGAGCUGUUCUUUUGGAGGCAUACCAGAUCACGCAAUUACCUUUCUCCGAUUGGGCGAUAGUUCAAAUGAUCAAGCACCAACAACAUCUUCCAUUUAUGAUUCCAUGCCUAAGGAUUCUUGGACCUAGAGCAACUGAUUGGAAAAGGUGGUCAAAUACUUUGUCACAGUUUAACUUGAUGACCUUUUGCAUCCAUCAUUACAUGAAGCCAUUGAUGUGUGGCCGAAUUCUCAAGUUCCGUGGGAUUGACAUGAUGUUGAAGAAGAAUAAGAGUAGGUGGCGUGUACAAUUUCCACAUGAAUUGAAAGUUCUCAUGGUUCAAGAAAUGAAAGAUAUUGAUAGAGACAGAGGAUUGAAGCCUUUCAACCACAGAGGGGAUUGGUCACUUGGAAGAUAUGAUUGUGUCAAUGAUUUCAAAUGGAGUGUUAAAAGAGAUUUUGACAAGAGCAUUACUAUAUGGCACAUUGCAACUGAUAUAUGUUAUUAUUGCUAUUCUGAUUCAGAAAUUGCAAACCCCAAAAUCCAAAUGGCCAAAUCAUUAUCAGAUUAUAUGAUGUACCUUUUAGCAUUGCGUCCUCAUAUGCUUUCAAUGACAACUACCAAUAUAAUCUUUCAACACGCCUGUGACAAACUCAAGGCCUUAUUGCUACAACAAGAACAAUCUGUGGAAGAUGAAAAAGAAGCAUGUAGAAUUUUGAAAAUGGAAAGAGUUCCACAGUACUCCAAUUCCGAGAGGAGAUUAGAAACUGUUGUCACAUCAAAAUGGCAUGUACUGAAGGAUGCUCAGAGACUUGCUAGGAAUUUGAUGGUAAGGAAAAACAAAUGGGACAUCAUAUGUAGUGUGUGGGUGGAGAUGUUGUGUUAUGCUGCAGCUAAUUGCAAUGUAGAUUACCAUUCUGAACAAAUUAGGAGAGGUGGAGGUUUGAUUACUCAUGUUUGGAUUCUGUUAGCCCACAAGACAGAUAAGUAUCACAUCAGUGACUAACUUCAUCUAUGAUGUACCAGUACAUCAUUAAUUACUUAAGUUGUAUGUCUCCAAUGCAAUGGAAGACAAUAAUUGAUUUCUAUGGAUUCAUUUUGUUAAUUAAUUUGUUGAUAGCCAAACAUUACC
Molecule: messenger RNA, 2395 nt
Organism: Cicer arietinum (chickpea)
Lineage: Eukaryota; Viridiplantae; Streptophyta; Magnoliopsida; Fabales; Fabaceae
Source: RefSeq, a predicted model, not a curated record